UUCUCUCCUUCCAACUCCUUCCAUGCCAAGGCUGGGCUUCAUUUGCCAUCCCGCGGCCGGGAGGAUGGGAGGAAGGAGGCGGAGGAGGAGAAGGACCGCGCGGGCGUCGCCCCCUCUCCCUGCUCGCCUUCCCCUCUGAUGAGCCUGCCCUCUUCUUCCCUGCCUGCCUGCCUGCCCCGCUCCCCCUCCUCCUCCUCCUCCUCGGCCGGCCACCAUGAAACUCUACUGCAAAGCGGUGGCCCUGGCGCUGGGCUUGGCGGGGCUGCUCCUGCUCUACCUCUUCGUGGGCAACGCGGCCGGCGACGGGGACGAGCCGCCUUUGGGAACGGGCGAGAAGGAAGCCCGGGUCCCUUCUUCGGGGCCCAAAAAGGGGGCCAGGCUGCCCCCCGCCGCCCCCUUCCUGCAUUCGACCGAAAGGGCGGCUGCUCAAGUUUCCAAGCUGGAGCCACGUCUCCGCCUCCGGAAAGCGGCCGCCGGCAGGGGAAAGAAGUUGGCGCCCCCGAGGAGACCAAAGGACCAGAAGCCUCCUACGCCCCUGAUCUCAUCUCCACAGUGGAUGCAUUUGGCGGUUGUAGCAUGUGGCGACCGGCUGGAAGAAACUCUCAUCAUGCUGAAGUCAGCAAUUCUGUUCAGCAACAGGAAGAUCAAAUUUCACAUCUUUGCAGAGAACUCCCUGAAGCCUGAAUUUGAAAGGAAAUUGCAAGAAUGGCCUCCCUCAUUCACAAAGAAGUUUGAAUAUCAUGUCUACCCAAUCUCCUUUUCUGUUGGAAAUGCUCAGGAAUGGAAAAAAUUAUUCAAGCCAUGUGCUGCCCAGCGUCUCUUUCUUCCGAUGAUUUUAAAAGAUGUGGACUCCCUUCUGUAUGUGGACACAGAUGUCCUCUUCUUACGACCCAUUGAUGACAUCUGGAGGUUUCUGACAGCAUUCAAUUCUACACAGCUGGCUGCAAUGGCACCAGAACAUGAAAUACCAAAGAUUGGCUGGUACAGUCGCUUUGCUCGCCACCCAUAUUAUGGAAUAACUGGAGUAAAUUCCGGUGUCAUGCUGAUGAAUUUAACCCGUAUAAGAAAUGCCCAGUUUAAGAACAGUAUGAUACCAACAGGCCUGACAUGGGAGGAAAUGUUAUACCCUUUAUACCAAAAGUACAAAAACUACAUUACUUGGGGAGACCAGGACUUGCUCAAUAUUAUUUUUUCCUUUAACCCAGAAUGUCUCUACCUGUUUCCUUGCCAAUGGAACUAUCGGCCAGACCACUGUAUGUAUGGCAGUAACUGUAAAGGAGCAGAGGAGGAAGGCAUUUCCAUUCUCCAUGGGAACAGGGGUGUCUACCAUGAUGAUAAACAGCCUACUUUCAAAGCACUCUUUGAAGUCAUACGUGAUUUUUCCUUUGAAGACAAUCUUUUCCAAUCAAUGUACUACCCACUCCAGACUAAAUUCCUUGAUACUGUGCACACUUUAUGUGGGCGAAUUCCACAGGUGUUUUUGAAACAAAUUGAGAGGACUAUGAAGAAAGUGUAUGAAAGUCGAGUGAUUGUCAACAUUGGGGCCAACUUCAGGUUGUAAUUGUGGAUUUUGAUGUGAUUUUCAUAGUUUUAUGCAACCUGCUUGAAGCAUCUGAAUUAACUGGAUUAUGAUUUUUAAAGAUACAAUCUUAUACAUCUACUUCUGAGUAGACAGGUAUAGGGUUGCAUUGAGGCAGACAGUUGUCACUUAAAACUGUCAAGGUGUUCUUAAGGUUUAGUUUUAAUGAGGCUGGCGAUAAUGAACAUUGACAUAUCUGGAAAAAGUCUCAGAAUUUCAACAGAAAACUUGGAAAAUAUGGAUAAAGAUAAUAUGACUUUUUCAAAAGAUUGACAAUUCCAAAGCCCUGAUUAUGGGCAACUCCAAUGGAAGUCAAUGACCUUUCAGCAUGAAAAAAAUAUGAUCACCAUUUAAUACAGUGGUGGGACCAAUUCUCUCCAUAAACGUUCCUACAGAUCUGUGGUUCCCAAGCUGUGGUCUGUGAAGCACCAGUGGUCCGCAAGAACAAAAAAAAUGGUCCGCGGCCUCACUGUUACUACACCUUUGCAACGAGAGCAGCUGGUCUUGUGAAACCCUCUUAUAGUGCCGAGGCUUAUUAAAUAAGGUUUUCUUUGGGCAAGCAGAAGGCGACUACUGGAUGGGAUAUGUUCUGUAUCAGAAACUAGAGCUGAUGUGGUCUAUCCAAUGCAAUUUUCUGAAUCAGCACCCCAAAUAACCAAACCGAAUCUAAAGUUGACCAAAAACUGAUUCGUAACCCUUUUGGUAAUAAUGUUGGAGAAUGGUCCCUGGUUAAAGUGAUCCCUGGUCAAAGUGGUCCCUGGACAAAGAAAGGUUGGGAAGCACUGCUGCAGACCAUUCACUCCCCACAGGAAGCCUUCCAACAGGAAGUAUGGAGCCCUUGUGCAUUUUCUUAUGUUUUCAUGCAUUGAGAGACCCUUUCUGCAUGGUUUGAGAGCAAAAAUUGCCUAAAAGUAUUGUUGAGUUCUAAAAAAAGCAAAUUGGAGGCUGGGGCAGGGGAUUUGUGGGAAUGGUGUGGUUUUCCGGAUACAAAAGUUGGUCCAUACCACUCAAUUUGCUCAUUCCUGAUUUAGUGUAUUAACAGGGCUAUUCUAUACAUAUUUACUCAUACAUGAGCCUCAUUUACAGUGAGAAUGAGAUGUGUAUAGGGCUGUUGCUUGCCUUAUUAAGUCUCAACUGCCCAGGAAAAUGAACAGCCUGAAGUAGGAUGAUAUAAAUAUUGGCUGAACACUGAAUUUUUCUGUUCAGUUAUGUAAGCCUUUAAAGUCAUUACCUAGUAUGUAAAAGUAAUUACACACACUAUACUUACAGGGACCACUUAAAAUUUUAUGGCAGAGGACAGGAAUGAAUGCAUUCUAACUGACUACACUCUUUUUUUCUUAGACAUUAUAGCAUUUUGGAUUUGGUCACUUCUCACAUGAGAGUUUGUCCUCCACUGGAACUACCAAAUUAAAUCAAACAAUUGGCCACGUGGUUCACAACCAUAUGGAUAACCCACAGGGGGAAAAACGCUUUGCAGUAACAGUCAUGCCAGAAUAGUAAUUGAUUAUUAAUUAAAGUAUGAGUGCGACACAUAUAAAAUGAAGGAAACAUUAUUGUUACAGCAUGCUUGCCUUAUAAUGCCAAUUUAGACAAGAGGAUUUUGACCCUUUUGGUGGCAAAAAAGGUGAUAGUGACUACAGCAUGAAUGCAUUAGAAGCAAAAUCUACCAAAAAUGGUACCAAAA
This is a messenger RNA of Anolis sagrei ordinatus, 3263 nucleotides long. RefSeq names its product glucoside xylosyltransferase 2 (gene GXYLT2). The record is from RefSeq and is a predicted model, not a curated record. Gene Ontology annotation, biological process: protein O-linked glycosylation via N-acetylgalactosamine. NCBI's taxonomy places the organism in Eukaryota, Metazoa, Chordata, Lepidosauria, Squamata, Anolidae. Gene Ontology annotation, molecular function: UDP-xylosyltransferase activity.